UCUCCUCUGAUGCAUCCUCCGGAAAGUGUGAGGAUCAAGUCACAUACGGGCAUUUUGACCAUGCUUUGCGAGAAGCGGACUUUGAAUUGGAACAUGUACUCGGGCUGGGACUGAUGACGUUUCACGAGCCCACGAGAAAACAAGUCGAGGAAAGUACGCACAAGUACGCAUAUUGAGAAACGCCGCAAGAGGACCCAGAGUCUCCACAGAUUAAAGAGGAACUGGAGGAACUCUGCACCAGCCCGGAGGGAGAGCAGCUUGAGCUGAAGCAGGAGACUGAGACCUUCAUGUUGACUCCUAAUCAUGAGGGUAUUUUCCUUCAUUUGCUCUCUUGCUGAUAAUUGUUUACAGGGCCCUUGUUACUGUUAUCUAGCGGCUAAAGUUGUAUUUUUUAUGUUAAAUAAUUGUCUUUGAAAUAACUCAAAACAUCAGUUGACGUAGAGAGGAGAGAAAAACAUAUAUAAAAAGGCGGAACCAAAAAAACAACUCGUAUCCAACGUCGGAACUUGACAGUGUGACACCUAGCGGAAGUAAACAACGGAGUUAGCGGGGAAAAUAUGUAACGUUAGUAGUCUCCGCCGAGGUAAAACAACAAUGUCGUCAGUUGAGAACAUGAGAAAGUUUGUCCACGAGCGGCUGACUGCUGCUGCGGAAGAAAUAUUCGGAGUUUUUGAAAAAACUAUCUUCGAGUAUCAGGAAGAGGUCGACCGUCCGCGCAGACUGCUGGACAUCUUUUGGAAACCUGAAAUAAAGCUACAUAGAACAGAGCUCCCAGAGCAACAUGUCUGUAAGGAAGAAGAGGAAGAGGAGGUUCUCUCUGAGCAGCAGCUCUGUAUUCAGGACAGGAGCUCCAGUCUGGACCAAGAGGACCCAGCGCCUCCACAGACCAAAAAGGAACAAGAGGAACUCUGCACCAGUCCAGAGGGAGAGCAGCUUGAGCUGAAGCAGGAGAAGGAGACCUUCAUGUUGACUCCUACUCAUGAGGAAACGGACCACAGUGAGCCAGAACCCACAACUGACCACCAGCUCGUAGCUGAGAGCCCAGAUCGUAAAGGAAGUGAGCAUGAAGACUCUGAAUCAACCAGAAAUCCAGAGCCAGAACCAAAGAAAAUAGAUCCCAAAAAUAGAAGUCACUGUGACGAUGAGAACUUGUUAAAGAUUCCCAAUGAUACUCAAAUCGGGAAAGCACUUUUCCAAUGUGAUACAUGUGGAAAAACAUUCAAGUGCAGGUCAGGUUUGUCUUCACACCAGAGAACCCACACAGGUGAUAAGCCAUUUACUUGCAAAACAUGUGGAAAGAGUUUUGGACGUAGUGGUAACUUUACGGUCCACAUGAGAACGCACACAGGUGAGAAGCCUUUUACUUGCAAAACAUGUUCGAAGAAUUUUGGAAAAAGUAGUCAUUUGACGGUCCACAUGAGAACACACACAGGUGAGAAGCCAUUUUCUUGCAAAAUAUGUGGAAAGGAUUUUCAAUAUAGUUAUCACUUGACAAGCCACAUGGGAACACACACAGGUGAGAAGCCAUUUUCUUGCAAAACAUGUGGAAAGGAUUUUAUAUCUAAUGCUAGCUUGACGGUCCACACAAGGACACAUACGGGUGAGAAGCCAUUUUCUUGCAAAAUAUGUGGAAAAGAUUUUCGAUAUAGUUGUCACUUGAAAAGCCACAUGAGGACACACACAGGUGAGAAGCCAUUUUCUUGCAAAACAUGUGGAAAGGAUUUUCAAUAUAUUUAUCACUUGAAAAGCCACAUGGGAACACACACAGGUGAGAAGCCAUUUUCUUGCAAAACAUGUGGAAAGAGUUUUGGACGUAGUGGUAACUUGACGUUCCACAUGAGAACACACCCAGGUGAGAAGCCAUUUUCUUGCAAAACAUGUGGGAAGGAUUUUAUAUCUAAUGCUAACUUGAAGGUCCACACAAGGACACAUAUGGGUGAGAAGCCAUUUACUUGCAAAACAUGUGGAAAGAGUUUUAGAUUUAGUGCUAGCUUGAGGGUCCACAUGAGAACACACACAGGUGAGGAGCCAUUUUCUUGCAAAAUAUGUGGAAAAGAUUUUCGAUAUAGUUAUCACUUGAAAAGCCACAUGAGAACACACACAGGUGAGAAGCCAUUUUCUUGCAAAACAUGUGGAAAGGAUUUUCAAUAUAUUUAUCACUUGAAAAGCCACAUGGGAACACACACAGGUGAGAAGCCAUUUUCUUGCAAAACAUGUGGAAAGAGUUUUGGACGUAGUGGUAACUUGACGUUCCACAUGAGGACACACACAGAGGAGAAGCCAUUGACUUGCAAAACAUGUGAAAAAGAUUUCAGUCGUAAUUCAGCCUUGUUGGUUCACAUGAGAAGAGCCCACUCUGGGGAGAAGCCAUAACUACGAGACCUGUGGGAAAACAUAUUUUGAGGCUACUCCAUUGACGAGGCUUAUAAGAUCAUACAUACAACAAAAUGCCACCGUUAUUCUUUGUCAACAUCCUCUACAUGUUAAUUAUGAAAACAGGUAUUUGCCAUGAGAACAGAACUUUUCGGACACCACCAAAUAUGUAAGAGCUGGUAGUUGAUGUUCUAAAGAAACCAAAGACUGUUUUUUUCCCUUUAUAAAUGCAUGACAAUAAAAUGGAUUGUACUGUG
Molecule: messenger RNA, 2630 nt
Organism: Pseudoliparis swirei
Lineage: Eukaryota; Metazoa; Chordata; Actinopteri; Perciformes; Liparidae
Product: gastrula zinc finger protein XlCGF57.1-like
Exons: 2
Coding region: 595-2373 (592 amino acids)
Biological process (GO): negative regulation of transcription by RNA polymerase II; regulation of cytokine production; regulation of immune system process
Molecular function (GO): DNA-binding transcription factor activity, RNA polymerase II-specific; RNA polymerase II cis-regulatory region sequence-specific DNA binding
Source: RefSeq, a predicted model, not a curated record